GUAUGUCAUCUUGCGCUCUAUAAAGUUAUGGAAUUGCCGUUUGACAUGUAUUUUCUCACAGGCAGACGUUUGCAGUAUUUCUUGAAAUGCUGGCUUUUCAACUUUAUUAAAGAGGAGCAUUUCUUUUGCGAUGACUUUCUGGGAACACACCCCAUUUUUGCUGUUCCGUUUGUAUUUACUUUGCAGAUCAAACAUCUCUUGAGUGUUGACUGUCGUUUGUAGUGGCAUUUGGUUUGGCAAGCACCACUUUUCCUUCUAAUUUCUACUGUGUUGCCUUGCAUUUUCCUUCACGAGGGUCCAGUCUUGCUGUGUGUAUGCUAACGGCUUCACCUCUCCUCCCACAUAGACGAAGCGACCAUUUGACUGACAAGAGGUCUCUCUCUGUUCCAACACCGUUGUUCCUGUCUAGUUGCUGAACCAAUGCACAAAGUGAAGCCUCUUCCUUCCUGUUGGAGGGCGAAACGAGGGAAACAGACACGCAUGCACAUGGCAAUUUAUGGAGGCCGGCAACAUUUUUGAGUUCAUUUUAAUUUGUGAUUAAUUAAUUUAUUAUUGCAUCACAAUAUGGAAUGUAGGCCAUAUUCCCCAUGUCUAGUAAGUCUCUCAUGUCGUCUCACAUGAUGAUGAUUGGAUAAAUGCCAUUAACGGGGUGAUGGUUAUAACUUGUUACAUCCAUUUACUUGUGAAGGCCCACAACUACUGAGUUUUGACCACCACAGAAACAAUUUGGUGCUACCUAAUAAGAAUUUAUGUUUGCACGUUUAUGCGGAGAACAUUUACCUUGAAAGUGUCACUUUCAUUAAUAUGACAUGCACAUUACUGCGACCCUAAUGAGGAGAAGCGGCAUAGAAGAUGGAUGGAUGGAUAGAUGGAUGGAUGGAUGGAUGGGCAUGCACAUUAGAUGAUAACUUCAUCUACCUCGUCCACCACAGUUAGACUGCAGCCCUGGGGGAAACACGAAUGCACCCCAAGAUGCAUUUUGGAUGCAGCUGCUUCAGAUGCUCAAUGGGGCAUCCUGUUCUCCCACCCGAAGGACUUCACACCCGUCUGCACAACUGAGCUGGCCUUCGCCGCCAGCAUCAGCGACAAGUUCACCAUGCGCAAAGUGAAAAUGAUCGCCUUAUCUGUGGACAGUGUGGAGGAUCACAACGUCUGGAUCAAGGACGUGAUGGCAUUGAACAACUCCUCUGCUGCUCUGCCCUUCCCCAUCAUUGCAGACAGCGGCAGGAAGUUGGCCACCUUGCUGGGCAUGAUGGAUCCCGACGAGACGGACCGGGAAGGCAAUCCGGUCACUGCUCGCUGUGUGUUUGUGAUCGGGCCUGAUAAGAAACUGAAGCUGUCCUGCCUCUAUCCUGCCACCACUGGGAGGAACUUCGACGAGCUGCUGCGAGUUAUUGACUCCCUGCAGCUGACUGCGCAGAAGAAGGUGGCCACUCCUGUCCACUGGAGGCCUGGGGACAAAGUCAUGGUCCUUCCAAACAUUGCGGACGAUGAAGUGACUAAGCUCUUCCCUAAUGGCGUGAGCACUAAAGAGGUGCCUUCCAGGAAGAAAUACCUGCGCUACACUCAACUCUGAAGACCAAAAAAAAAUACAUUCACGCACUACAAGGUCCAUCAAUGAAGCAGAUUUAGUCAUGGAAAUAGUGUCUUCCCAAAAUAAAAAUAAAAAAGCGCUGAA
Molecule: messenger RNA, 1678 nt
Organism: Dunckerocampus dactyliophorus (ringed pipefish)
Lineage: Eukaryota; Metazoa; Chordata; Actinopteri; Syngnathiformes; Syngnathidae
Gene: prdx6
Product: peroxiredoxin 6
Exons: 6
Coding region: 902-1576 (224 amino acids)
Biological process (GO): cellular oxidant detoxification; cell redox homeostasis
Cellular component (GO): mitochondrion; cytosol
Molecular function (GO): peroxiredoxin activity
Source: RefSeq, a predicted model, not a curated record